UUUGAAUAGUCAGAACUUGUAGACCUGGCUGAAAACAUCCAGCAGAAACUUUCUUAUUUUAAUGAGCUGGAAAAUGUUAGCACAAAAUUGAACUCCCCUACGCUAUCUGUGAACAGUGAAGGAUUCAUUCCCAUGCUGGCUAAGCUUGAUGAUUGUAUUGCAUAUAUUUCUUCACAUCCAAAUUUUAAAGAUUAUCCUGUGUAUCUGACAAAGUUUAAGCAAUGCCUUUCUAAAGCUAUGCACCUGAUCAAGACGUACACUGUGAACACACUACAGAACCUCACAAGCCAGUUAAUGAAAAGGGAUCCUUCAGCUGUGCCAAAUACUGAUAACGCCUUCACACUGUUUUAUGUGAAAUUCAGAGCAGCUGCCCCCAAAGUCAGAACUCUUAUUGAGCAAAUAGAGCAAAGAUCUGAGAAAAUGCCAGAGUAUCAACAACUUCUCAAUGAAAUCCAUCAGUGUUACCUUGACCAGAGGGAGCUUUUGCUUGGUCCAAGUAUCGCUAGCACUGUUACAGAAUUAACCAGUCAGAACAACAGAGAUCAUUGUGCUCUGGUGCGAAGUGGUUGUGCCUUUAUGGUCCACGUAUGCCAGGAUGAACACCAGCUUUACAAUGAGUUCUUCACAAAGCCAACACCAAAACUGGAUGAACUCUUGGAGAAGUUGUGUCUUUCCUUAUAUGAUGUUCUGAGGCCAAUGAUCAUCCACGUUAUUCACUUAGAGACUCUGUCUGAACUCUGUGGGAUUCUCAAAAAUGAGAUGCUUGAAGAUCAUGUACAAAACAAUGCUGAACAACUGGGUGCAUUUGCUGCUGGUGUCAAGCAGAUGUUAGAGGAUGUACAAGAGCGUCUUGUCUACAGGACGCAUAUUUACAUUCAGACUGAUAUCAUAGGCUACAAGCCAGCUCCAGGGGAUCUUGCAUAUCCCGACAAGUUGGAAAUGAUGGAGCAAAUUGCACAGAGCUUAAAAGAUGAACAGAAGAAGCUGCCAUCUGAAGCUUCAUUUUCAGAUGUCCGGCUAGAAGAUCCGGAGUCCUGCAGCUUAGUUAAAUCUGGUUCGGCGGAAUCUCUUAAUCCCAGGCACCAGACGACGAUUUCACCAGCAGAUCUGCAUGGGAUGUGGUAUCCUACUGUCAGAAGGACUCUAGUGUGCCUCUCCAAACUGUACAGAUGCAUAGAUAGGGCAGUGUUUCAGGGAUUAUCGCAAGAGGCUUUAUCUGCCUGCAUUCACUCGCUGCUGGGAGCUGCAGAUUCUAUCAGCAAAAAUAAGACCCAGGUUGAUGGACAACUUUUCUUAAUAAAACAUCUUUUGAUUCUUCGUGAACAAAUUGCUCCUUUCCACACUGAAUUCACCAUUAAGGAAAUUUCCCUGGACCUUAAGAAAACUAGAGAUGCAGCAUUUAAAAUCCUGAACCCAAAGACAGUUUCAAGAUUUUUUAGGCUAAACAGCAACAACGCCUUGAUACAGUUCUUACUGGAGGGUACUCCAGAAAUCAGAGAACAUUAUAUUGACUCUAAAAAAGAUGUAGAUCGUCAUCUGAAAUCAGCCUGUGAGCAGUUUAUUCAGCAGCAGACCAAGCAGUUUAUAGAGCAGCUGGAGGAGUUCAUGACAAAGGUGGCUGCUUUAAAAACAAUGGCCACGCAAGGAGGUCCCAAGUACAGCCUUUCCCAGCAACCUUGGGCGCAGCCAGCAAAGGUCAAUGAUCUGGUCUCUUCCACUUACAAGACAAUAAAAACAAAGCUGCCAUCAACGUUACGAAGCAUGUCAUUAUACUUGUCCAAUAAAGAUACGGAAUUCAUUUUGUUUAAGCCAGUCAGGAAUAACAUUCAGCACGUGUUCCAGAAACUCCAUGCUUUGUUAAAGGAAGAAUUUAGUAAUGAAGAUCUCCAGAUCAUAGCUUGUCCUUCAAUGGAACAGGUGAACUUACUUUUAUCGAUGUCUAAAUAGCCCAACAGUGAGGCUGCUUGAAGUAAAUUUCAACUGAAUGCCAAGCAGUGAAGGGGAUGUGAAGAUGUUUGUUUGGAGUAAACAAAGGAUCCCACUGUGCAGUCCAGUCUGCAUUAAAACUCUGCUGGUUAACUCUGAUUUACGGGGGGGGAAAAAAAUUAGUUCUUUAAACUCCUUGAUGGUCUUGCUGUUUGAUGGCUUUAGUAGAGGAGGAUCCUUUGCUGGUCAUUCUUGUGCAAGCUCAAUUACUGCCUUUUCCAGUCACAGAAAUCUUCAAGGUGGGAAUUCUGUUGUUUGUUUGUUUGUUUUAAAAAAAAAUUCUUUCAUGUUUUCCUUUAAUAAGCUGAUGUAUUCAGUGAAAAGCAGCACUUUUCAAAGACACUGUAAAUAAAGUGCAGGAAAUCAAAUGGAGAAGGGAGUAGGUAUUUGCAGGGCUUUAGAGAUAAACACAUUGGAUAUGUCAACUUGAUUUUUGUAGGCAUGCUCCAGUUUUUUUUAACCCCUCUGAGAAUCCUGGUAAUCCACCAUGUGCUUGAACGUUAUUCAGAGGUUGUUAGUUGGGAAGACUUUAUUUUCCAUGAACUUCCUGAAACAGCUGAUAUGUUAAUUCUUUUUAUAUUCUCGUGAUUGGGGAGCUGUGAGGUCUGACCUGAAGGGUCAUGCUCUAACCUAUUCCAUGUAAAGAAUCUCAAAUGCCUGGGAUUUGCAAUGGAAAGCUGUGCAAUAUAAUCUCUGUUGUUUCUGAGGGAACUGUGUUUUCAGAUUCUUUACAGUAAAGGCAAGCAUUGAGCUUCUCAGGUGCACUGCAGUUUCAGGUUAGAGUUUUUUCCUUUGCCUUACCGAAGAUCAAACGGUGUGUUGUGGUGUUCAAAGUGGGCUGCUGUCGUCACGGUGGAGCAGGGAUGGGACAGAAGCUUGUAUGCUGGAAUAAAUGUUAAUACAAGUGGGGGGAUGCCAGAAAUAAAUGUGAAAGCACCAUCAAAUCACCAUGGUGAACAGGGGGAUAAGAGAAACACUCAGUAACUGGUAAACAAUGCACUGUGUUUGUUUCAGUAUACAUUAAUUGGUACACUGUUUCAGAAAGCUGAAUGCUAAAUGUUUGUCCAUUAAGAGAAUGAAACAUUAAAAGCGGCUUUAGAGUAUCUCAGUGCAUAAGUCUGUCUUGUACAGCACUGCAAAAAAAAAAAAUAUGGUGACUUACCUGGCAGAUUUUUUUAACUUAUUUAUAAAACCUGUUCUAGAGUUUGAAUUAUGUUGAAUUUUCCAUGCACAUUAGUGAUGUUUUGAUAUAACAGUUUUGCUGUUAUAAAUCAAAUGGCUGGAGACUCAAAUGUUAGGAUUUAAAGCUACCAAGAGAAGUGUUGCAGCAAUGGUGCUGAGGUACAUAAAUGGUACUUAUAGGACCUUCCAUAACUCCUUAAAAUUAACUAAAGGAACUAACGAGGAAGAAAACUUACCCUUUCUUUUUACUUUUAUGUAGAAAUAUAGGCUGUAAAAUAAUGUCCAAUGCCUUGUAAUAUAUGUAUAUUUGAGGUUUUUAUAAAGUUUUACAGAAGGAUUGCAUGAUCGCUGUACAGAGUUAUGACUGAUUUAAUACAUUGUACAGAAAAGAUGUGAAGGGUGAACCAUUACAGUAGUCUCUCGUGUGUGGAAUCUUUUCACCUCUAGAGCACCCAGACAGCUCUAGGCCUGCUGGUUGAAAGAUUAGAAGGGCAGUUAAUUUUUACAGCCUGUUUGCUAUAUGAACAUUUGUUUAAACAUGUACAGUUUCAGAUAUUUACGUUUACAAAUAGUGUAAAUACUUUCAAAAGAUUAAUUUAAGAUGCUUUAUAUUAUCUGACUAGAAACGUAAUGUUUUUAAUUUUUUUAAAUAAAAAUGUUGCCUCUUAUUUUGGUCCAAGAGUAAAGCUUUAUUCUGUAUCCUGAGGCUUCUCUGUCAAGAUAACUGUAAUAGAAAGACAAUAAAAGUUCUGUAAGCACACACAGUGCUUUAUUAGAAAAAAAAAAUGUCCUUUUUUUAGCAAUAAGAGAAUUGGCUUUAUCUGGCAUAGAUAUAUCCCUGAGUGCUGAACGUACAGCUAAUUGUUAAAGUAAUCCCUCUUUAUGGUCAUAAUAAAAGGAAAUUUGUACU
This is a messenger RNA of Struthio camelus australis, 4078 nucleotides long. Lineage: Eukaryota; Metazoa; Chordata; Aves; Struthioniformes; Struthionidae. The record is from RefSeq and is a predicted model, not a curated record.